UUGUGUCUUCUGCAAGCUUUGGUUGGGUUACCGGGAAAUACUCAUAGGACAGUGUAAUAGAAACAGUUUACAAUAUUUGUAGAAAUUACGGACUAUCUGUACUAAUUGUUUUCUUUUUUUCCAAAUAUAUUGAUAUUUAAUAUUAUUUUUAUAAUGAACAUUGAAGUAUUCUGGUAUAUAUUAUUAGUUAAUUUAAGCUUGUGCGUUUUGACAGUUUUAUGUGGGCGAGAUUUCUAUAACAUUUUAAAUGUACCACGACAUGCUUCAAAAAACCAGAUUAAAAAGGCAUAUAGACUUUUAGCACAAAAAAUGCACCCAGAUAAGAACAUUGAUGACCCAAGAGCUUCAGAGAAGUUCAGUGAUAUUAAUGAUGCCUAUUCGGUCUUGUCUAAUGAAGAGAAGCGGGAACUGUAUGACCGUUGCGGUGAAGAGUGUGUGAAGAAAGAUAGUGGGGGAAUGGGUGGGGCCGAUCCGUUUGCAAGUUUCUUUGGAGAUUUUGGUUUCUUUGGUGGUGGAGGUCAGGAGUCCCGAGAUACACCCAAGGGUGCCACCAUAACGAUGGACUUAUACGUAACUUUAGAGGAGCUCUACAGUGGAAAUUUUAUAGAGAUCACACGUAAUAAACCAGUUAUGAGGCCUGCGAAGGGUACUCGUAAGUGCAACUGUAGACAAGAGAUGACAACAAGACAGCUGGGGCCUGGCCGGUUCCAGAUGAUGCAGCAGACUGUCUGUGAUGAGUGCCCAAAUGUCAAACUCGUAAAUGAGGAACGGACACUGGAGAUAGAGGUGGAGCCAGGUAUGACAGACGGUCAGGAGACUAGAUUUGUAGCAGAAGGAGAGCCCCACAUUGAUGGAGAUCCAGGAGAUCUAGUUCUUCGAAUCCGGACGAUGCCACACAGGACGUUUGAGCGCCGUGGGGAUGAUCUCUACACCAACGUCACUCUGUCACUACAGGAUGCCCUGGUUGGGUUCUCCAUGGAGAUUGAACAUCUGGAUGGCCGUAAAGUGGUGGUGACAAGGGACAAGAUAACAUGGCCAGGAGCACGUAUCCGAAAGAAGGGCGAGGGAAUGCCUAACUAUGAAAAUAAUAAUCUACAUGGAACUCUGUACAUAACAUUUGAUGUUGAGUUUCCAAAGUCCGAACUUUCUAAUGAGGACAAAGAAGCAAUAAAGAAGAUUCUGAAUCAGAAUUCUGUGAACACGGUAUAUAAUGGACUCGGAGGAUUUUAGAUGUAGGGCCAGACCUGAGGGUCAUUGUACGUUGUGUACUGUGUGCACACAUUAUUUAUUAUCACCGGUUGACUGCGAGAUGUGACCGUAACCAUUUCCGAGAUAGCCGAGUCGAAGAUCUCAUUGUGUUUAACAGACAUUAUUUUAAUGUACAAACUUUGUCCACUGUCCUCAUGUGUUUGUAUUUGUUUAUCGAUUUUGUAAUUAUAAUAAAAGCGUGUUUGUAAAGAUGCUAAGCUCCUGUACAUAAUUUAUUGUUAUCAAUUGCAUAUUAAUUUUUCAUUGUACAAAACAAUAAACGUGUCAAAAAUC
Messenger RNA from Homalodisca vitripennis (glassy-winged sharpshooter), 1542 nucleotides. RefSeq names its product dnaJ homolog shv (gene shv). Gene Ontology annotation, molecular function: misfolded protein binding. The transcript is spliced from 5 exons. The record is from RefSeq and is a predicted model, not a curated record. Bases 154 to 1230 code for a protein of 358 amino acids. NCBI's taxonomy places the organism in Eukaryota, Metazoa, Arthropoda, Insecta, Hemiptera, Cicadellidae. Gene Ontology annotation, cellular component: endoplasmic reticulum. Gene Ontology annotation, biological process: protein folding; protein maturation.